Cheilinus undulatus (humphead wrasse) is the source of this 2736-nucleotide messenger RNA. It is a transcript of the gene ankrd54, whose product is annotated as ankyrin repeat domain 54. Gene Ontology annotation, molecular function: protein binding. The record is from RefSeq and is a predicted model, not a curated record. NCBI's taxonomy places the organism in Eukaryota, Metazoa, Chordata, Actinopteri, Labriformes, Labridae. The coding region runs from base 250 to 1215 and encodes 321 amino acids. The transcript has 8 exons.
UGUGAAAUAGGGGACAUUUUGGUGCUAAAAAGGAAGGUUUUCUUUGACUAUUAGAGUAUUUUAAAUUACCCAGAGUUAACGGAGGAUAAUGGGGGAGCUUCUGCGUUCAGAAGCCGUGGGAUGGCCUCAGGCCUGCAGACGGUAGAUGUAGAGUUAUCGUUAAUAACAGUUUUAUUUCCUUUUAGCUGUAGCUGUAGUAGUAAUGCAGAAGCUGUAGUGUAAACCAGCACCCAUAUGCCACGGUGAAGCAUGGACGGGUGGAGCCCAAUCGUAGCUACAUCCUCAGACAAUGAUCGCUCCAGCUCCGAGGGGGAGUACAUGGUGGAGCCCGGAGCCGGAGAGGAGCAGUGGGAGACGGGCAGAGAGCUGCGGACUGACGGGGAGACGAUGAUGGAGGACGGGGGCUCAGCUGCUGUCGGGUUCGGGAUCAGUGGAACCGGGGAGGGGAAGGUGGUGCUGGGUCGGUUCGGACAGAGAGACGAUAAAGAGCUCAAGUACCUUCACCUCCUGUGGGAGCCCGGACGAGCCGAGCUCAGCCCCGGGGGAAUGUCGAGCAAGCUGGGGAAGAUGACAGGGAGCCGGGCCAGGAGGCACCAGAGAGCCGUGAGGAACCUCGGUCCUCUGGGCCAAGAUAUUUACGCUACAAAGAGACUGAGAGAGGCAGCGAACAGCAACGACAUUGACACAGUUCGAAAGCUCCUGCAGGACGACAUUGACCCGUGUGCAGCAGAUGACAAGGGGAGGACAGCGCUGCAUUUCUCUUCCUGCAACGGCAACGAGGGCAUUGUGCAGUUGUUGCUGAGUCACGGCGCUGACCCCAACCAGCGAGACAGUCUGGGAAAUACCCCCCUCCAUCUGGCGGCCUGUACCAACCACGUGCCUGUAAUCACCACUUUGCUGAGAGGAGGAGCUCGUGUGGACGCCCUCGACCGAGCAGGCAGGACGCCGAUGCACCUGGCACGCUCAAAGCUGAAUAUCCUCCAGGAAGGAGAUUCACGCAGUUUAGAGACACUGAGAGGGGAGGUCACACAGAUCAUUCAAAUGCUGAGGGAAUACCUGAACUCGAUGGGACAGAGUGAAGCUAAAGAGAGGCUGGAGCACAUUUCUACACAGCUGCAGCACACACGCACCAAAGAACAGGUGGAUGAAGUGACGGAUUUAUUGGCCAGUUUUACGUCUCUCAGUCUACAGAAACAGACUUUGGGUGACAGGUAGAAGACGGUGUUAAGAGCUGAAGUACAGCGUCUGCUCCGCUAGCCUCCGUCCAGACAAGAGAGUUUAUCUAUGGUGAGAGGGUUGUUCUAAGUUGUAAAGAAAAUAUCAUCCACAGUAUUAGUAGACAGUCACAUUUGCAUCCUCUGUCUUGUAAACAAAGGAAAGAUGAAUAUUAGGGCUGUAACAACACCUGGUGAUGCAAUUAAAAAGAGAAUAAAAAUAUAGAUGAUUUAAAUCAAUUGAAAGCACAUAAAUAACUUAAAUGCUUCUUUUUACCAGCAGAGGGUGCGCUCUGCUUUUCUGCUGCCCUUUUUGACAUCAGUGACAAAAAAUAGCAGCAUAAAAAAUGAGAAAUAUUACAUUUUGGGAUUUUACAGCUAGAAUUGAAAUGAAAGAUUUGUGUUUACAUAAAUUUACUGCAAUCCAGUCUUUUUUAUUAAAUUAAAAUCUCUCCAAUCAUAGAAUUAGUUCGUAAAAUCAUGCUGGGCAAUCAAAUAUGUGCUUUGUAUUGUAUUGUAUUGUGAGAUGAGUGCAUUGUUACAUCUAACUCUUCAGCCCACAACCCCCAAAGUAACAAUGAUCAAGACCAAGGACCCCCAUGGUCACUAAGGGUGCUUGAGGCAUAGCUGUGCCAUUCAAGAAAAGCUAGUGCAGACCUAAAUUUUAAGGAUUUUGUAAACAUUACUUUUAUUUUUAGCAUAAAUCUCACCAGAUGACCAUAUUUUAUUUCAAAUUGAACUGAUUGUAUGCAUAUAUUUCUAAAAAAUGGGAAAAACGUACAAGUUAAAUCUAUUUUAAAAUAUAUUUUUUAAGGCAUCUUGCAACCCCCCUCAGUGUUUCGUGACCCCCAGGGGGUCCCGACCCCCACUUUGGGAACCAUUGCCCUAAUCUACAGUAUUACUAGACAGCUACAUUUGUAAACUAAGGAUUAACGUUAGUUAUUUUGUUGGGAUUUAAAGUUUUGAUGAAGCCCGACUUUAGCUACAGGAAUUGCUAACUGUGCUAAAAUAUGUUGUUAUGUUGGUUUAAGUUAAAUCAUAUUUAAAUGUUAAUUCCAGUACAAAGAUAUUGCAUAUGUCUGUUAAAAUUCUGGAUAGAAAACACCAUUAUGUGUGAGCCUUUCAGAAAAAGGACAAAGAAAAACCAGCUAAGGGGAAAAGCCAUUAGCAGGAGGCUAACGGGCAGAAGCUAACCUACAGGUGGAGGCUGGCUUCAGCUCUUUUGUGUGCGUGUGAGACGGACUGUUUGUUUGUACGUGAGUGUUUAUGUUAGUCACUGAGAUGUGUUGACAUUUUCUCUGUUUGCCUGCCAACAGUAGCUUACUUUGAAGAUAAUUAUGAGACGUACUUUUCAUGAAAGUAUUGAAGUUUCCACAGUGCUAUUUUCACUUUUCUUAUUGACAGCAUCUUUGUAUCUUGUUGCCUUUUUCUCUUGCAUGUCCUGUUUUUAUGUGAAAUGUGCUGUAAAAAUUGGUUACGCUGUUGAUGAAAAUGAAAAUGUGUGAAUCAAUAAAUCAAUAUG